GGGCCGCUCAUCGCACUUUGUGUGGAACUAUUGUGCUGAUCGACCGGUUGCUCUUUAUUCUCAGAAACAAAAAAAACCCUAAGCUAGGCGGCGGCGGCGAGCCCUUUUCUUAGCCAGAUCUCAAUACGGGAAGGCGAGUGGCGGCGGCGGGCGGCGAGCGGCGAGCCCUUUCUGCCAGAUCCCAACAAGGAAAGGCGAGCGGCCGGGGAGAAGGCGAGGCGAGGACGCCAAGUGAGAUGGAGGCGGAAGGGGAUUCCGGCAAGUCCCAAGUUCUCCCUGGCCCUGGGAACCCCGAUUCUCGUGGCACCAAGAAUCCCAGAAGGGAUCAAGCUCUGCUCAGAGAACUCAGGAAGGAGUAGAAGGAACUCAAGGACGAGGAGAGACAGCUGAUGCAGGAGAGGUUAGAUUUGUCCAGUUCGAUUAAGCAGAGUCGAGAUUUGUUGGAUAGGAUCGAGCGCAACGCACAGCGGCAACUGGUUGUUACGAAUGAAAUCAGGCGCUUGAGCGAGCAGAUGAGGGCUGUCAAAGCCCGCAGCCUGACGGAUAUUCAGGGCGUGGAGCACAAGACUGAAGAAACUGCAGCAGCCUUGAAUGGGCAUGAGGCUGCUAAUGGCGGGGAGCACAAGAUGGAAACUGACGCCUUGGAUGAGCAUGGUGAUGCAGCUAAUGGCAGGGAGCGGAUGGUGGAAACUGCCGCCUUGGAUGUCGACGGCGGUGGUGAUGAGGAGCACAUGGACUGCGACAUUUCAUCCAUGGCGGACCAGGUGCCGAGGAUCGACUCCAAAUCAGAGCCAGAGGCAGAGGCGGCGACAGGUCCAGAUACCAAUGUGACGACGAUUGAAUCAAAUCUCUCAGCAUCAGACAAGUCAAUACCCAAACCUGCAGAUCAUGUUCCCAUCAACAGAGGCGAUGAUGUUGUUGAGAAGAUGGACAGAGGCAAAUCUGCCCAACAAUUAGCCAGUGAGGCUGAGAAGAUGGCCGCCAAACAGAAGGAAUUUGCUCAGUACGCUGAUGCCUGGGAUGCUAAAUGGGGUUCGGCAGGGUUCGGUCUCUUCCAUUACAUGACGACGGUCAGUUCCAUGCAAUAUACACACUUGAUACCCGGGAGCGCCCCAAGGCAAUAUUGUCGAGCCGCGCCUAGCCUCCAGGUCGUCUCCAUCAGACUGGCAGAAAUUCAAGGUGGUCUGGAAUGGCCGUUGCCAGUGUAUGGUAUGAUUGCUGUCAGAGACCACGUGGAUCACAAUCGCAACCUUCUGUUUGCCUGCUAUAGGAGCAGGUGUCAGAUACUCAAGGAAAAGGAGCCCUUUUUGGCCUUGACUGGCCCCUCCCGUGCAAUUGUGUGCGAGGAAUCGGUUGACUUUGAAAUCCAACUGAAAGUAAGAGGUACAACAGAGUCUGAAGAUAGAGCAUUGAUCACUGGUGUGUGCACUUACAACAGAGGGGAUGAUACUGUUUGCUUUACCAACUGCUUCUGCACCGUAGAGUUUAGAUUGGAGGUACUUCAGGAAGCAGUCCAGGCCACUGUUUUGGGCGUCCGUGUCAAAGACGGGUCAUGGCCUUCUGGAUGGGGAGGCCGAGUCGCUUGCUCAGUCAUUGAUGGUGAAAUUGACAUCACAUCCGGGCAACUUGAGCUGCUUGUUUCUCGUGGAAGUGCCAUGCCCGUGACUUCUGAGGGUUACCUUCUUCUGUCAAGGAAUGUCGUUUCUGUAGAUGUUAACAGGAGCCUGAAUUUUCUCCUAGAGGCCUGCUUACCAUCUGGUGAUACCAUUGCACAAAAAGAAUUGUCCUUCGAACCCAAACUUUGCAACAUAAGUCAGGAUAGUUGUGAACUUAAGGGUAUUGAGUUGGAGAUCACUGUUGCUUGGUCUAGUCUUGUUUCUGAGAAGCGGGGUAUUUCGGUACAAGGAUGUGUUGGUGACGAGGAGCAGGACUGGGACGUUGCAUCAAUGGAGCAGCAAGUGCCGAAGAUAGACUCCAAAUUGACAUCGGAGAUGAGUCUGGAUACCAGUGAAUUGGCGAAUGAAUCGAAUACCUCCAUGUUCGUACCAGACAAGUCAAUACUUGAACCUGCAGAUUCUGUUGCCACCAACACAGGUUAUGAUGUUGAGAAGAUGGAUAGAGGCAAAUCAGACGAACAAUUAAAAAUUGAGGCCAAGGAGAUGGCUGCCGAACGGAAGCGUUUUGCCAUGUAUGUUGAUGCCUGGGAAGGGACAUGGGGGGGUUCUGAUGGGUUCGGUUGCUUCCGAGACAUGACGGCAGUGAGUUCCAUGCAAUACACACACUUGAUACCAGGGAGCACCCCGUUGCACUAUGGUCGAGUCGGGCCUAGCCUGCAGAUCUUCUCUGUCAAACUCGCAGAAAUACGAGGUGGUCUGGAAUGGCCGUUGCCAGUGUACGGCACGGUCGCUGCCCGAGACCAUGUGGAUCACAAUCGCAACCUUCUGUUUGCCCGCAACAGGAGUGAGUGCCAGAUACUCAAUGAAGAGGAUUCCUUUUUGACCUUGACUGGCCCCUCUCGUGCAAUUGUCAGCGAGGAAUCUGUUGUCCUGGAAAUCCAACUAAAAGUAAGAGGUAGAACCAAGUCUCAAGAUAAGCCACUGAUGAAUGGCGUGUGCAGUUACUACAGCAGAAGAGAAGGCCCCGUUUGCUUUAGGAACUGCUUUUGCACCCUAGAGUUAAGUUUGGAGGGACUUCAGAGAACAGUCCAGGCGACUAUUUUGGGCGUCCGUGUCAAAGAGGAGGGGUCAUGGCCUAAAGCAUUCGGAGGUCGAGUUGCUUGCUCAGUCACUGGACCUGACGCCAGUCCUCAGGAAAUUGAGCUGCUUGAUUCUCGUUAUACAGCCAUGCCGAUGACUUCUCAGGGUUACCUUGUUCUAUCAAGGAAUGUUGUCUCUGUAGACUAUCGUGGAAGCCUGAAUUUUGUCUUGGAAGCCUACUCAGAUUCCGGUAAUAAAGUUGCACAAAAAAAUGAGACCUUCGAGCCCAAGUUUUCCAACAUAAGCCAGCAAACAUGUAUACUCACUGGAGGCAUUGAGUUGGAGAUUACUGUUGCAUGGUCCAGUCUGGUUUCUGAGAAGUGGGACAUCUCGGUACAAGGAUGUGUAGUAUUAUAAUAAGAUAUAUGGUCCUUUUGAUUUGUUGUAUUUUGUGAAUUUAGUAUUUUCUGUACCAGUCCAACUAUAUUUGGUGGACUUUAAGGAUAUAUCUCGUGUGAGUUGUUGGUGUUUGUUUGGUUUUGUGAAUUUAGUAUUUUCUGUACCAGUUGCUGUGCUGUCGACUAAAGUUUUGUGAAUGUAUUUUCUGUACCAGUUAUGCUGUA
Messenger RNA from Triticum urartu, 3319 nucleotides. RefSeq lists its product as uncharacterized. The record is from RefSeq and is a predicted model, not a curated record. NCBI's taxonomy places the organism in Eukaryota, Viridiplantae, Streptophyta, Magnoliopsida, Poales, Poaceae.